Molecule: messenger RNA, 1855 nt
Organism: Anopheles darlingi
Lineage: Eukaryota; Metazoa; Arthropoda; Insecta; Diptera; Culicidae
Product: caspase-8
Exons: 3
Coding region: 120-1643 (507 amino acids)
Biological process (GO): proteolysis
Molecular function (GO): cysteine-type endopeptidase activity
Source: RefSeq, a predicted model, not a curated record
UUCGGUUUAAUGUUUCAGUCCGGUGCAAAACAGCGCACAUACAGAGACAAGGGUGGGUUUUCCCGUCGAUUUUAUUUACUUUCGGCUGUUAUUUGUUGUUAACUUUACAAAAUAGGAAAAUGCUGACUCAAGAGGAUGUUUCUUUCAUCGAGAACGAACUUUCCUUCGAAGAUAAGAUUUCGUUGAUCUUCCUGCUGUACGGUCAGCGCAAUCCGAAUUAUGCUCUGCAGACCUGGACUGUGGCCGCCUCGGUACCGGACAAAACCACCACCAGCUUCCUGGUUGAGUGGAUGGAUAUCGCCCAGCGAACGGAUUCAGGAUGGGAAAUGGAAUUGCUCGAGGCCUUAUCCAUACUAGAACAGAACACGCUACUGCUCCGAGUCGGUUGCAACGACGAGGCGCUCCGCCUGCUCUUUUAUCCGCGCACAACGGAACUGGCCGUGAAUGUACACCCGCUGCUGAAAGGGCUGUACCACUUCUGUGAACGGUUGGACGAUGCAAAUGCACGGAAAUUAGCCAAGCAACUCGGCCAACCGUACGGAGGAACCUCGGAUGUGGCAGAGAACUGCUUCGAGGUGGUCCUGCUGCGUUUGCUGUCCUCGGAGGCGGUUCGUUUGGGUUCGAAGACCGAAUCCCAGGAGUGUGAUCUGCUAACACUGUCGGCCGCUUGUAAAGCGAUCGAGCUGUACGAUGAGAGUUACUUCUUGAAAGGUAUCGCUGAUCACUUCAACAGCACACUAACGAAACAGCAGCAUCAGCAGCACCAGCCGCAGGAACAAUCGGAUGCUAGCUCCAAAAGUGAAACGCAGCAGCGCAGCCUUCGCUCCGCUGUGGCAAAAACCGAACCUGCACCACGUCGUACUGCUGCCGUCACUUUAGAGCGCUAUCACUUCGUUCCGGAGCGCGCAGGAAUAUUCCUGCUGGUUAAUCAGUUUAGUUUCCAUCGCGAAACCAACCCAGAGCUGAGCGAACUACUGCCAGCGAAACCCCUACGACCCCGCAAAGGAACUGCUGUAGAUAAGAAAGCAUUGGAGGAACUGUUCACCCGGUUCGGGUACGAGAUGAUUGUCGAAGAAAAUAUAACCCAUCUUCAGAUCCUGCAAUCCGUAUCCCGGGCGGUGCAAAAGGUCGAACCGACACAUUGCUCACUGGUAGUGUGUUUGCUUUCGCACGGUCAGGAAGGGAAGGUGUAUGGAACCAACAGCAUACCGGUAGAGGUGAAAGCCAUCCAGAGUUUAAUGGCGAACGAGCGUGUUACGGGCAAACCGAAGCUGCUGAUCGUACAAGCCUGUCAAGGAUCCGAGCUACAGUCAGCUGUACCGAUACCAAGGUACGAACACGAUGGAGCAGUUGUAUCCAAGGAACGGACCGCGUCGGUGUAUAUGGACUUUCUAGUUGCAUGGUCCACAGUACCAGGGUUCGCUUCGGUACGUCACGUCGACAAAGGUUCCUGGUUCAUACAGGAGCUCUGUACAAAGAUGCAGCUUCUAUACCAGAGUGAACACUUUGCCGAUAUACUAACUGCUGUGAUAGACGAUGUUUCCAGUAAGCGGGGCUACGGUAACGAGUGUAUGGUACCGAUCGUGCAGAGCACAUUGAGCAAAAAACUCUACUUCACCAGCCAGCCUUUACCGUCAUGUUAAACAUGCACCAUCGUUCUCUUGUAGAACGUAAAAGAAGUUGUUACGAACGCGUCAUGUAGCUAGUAUAGUGUUACUAGACCUGGAGUUAGUUAGGUGUUAGGUAAUGUCGUAUGAACGAAGGAUAGGUAAUGAGAGAAUCUAGCGUUAACUGUAUGCUAGUUGAAUUGUAUUUUAUAUUUGAUAAUAAACCGUUUUUUACAUUCCCAGUGGGU